AUGGAGGACUCGGACUCGGCGGCGAAGCAGCUGGGCUUGGCCGAGGCGGCGGCGGUAGCUGCGGCGGCGGUGGCCGCAGCAGUGGCCGCGGAAGGAUCCGAGCACCAGCGGGCGGAGGCGGCGGGCUUGGAGGCGGAGCCCGAGGAGGAGGAAGCAGCGGCGCAGGUGACGGCGGUGACCGUGAUGGCGGCGGAUGCCGAACACAUCGAGAUGGGAGCCGAGUCCCUGCCGAGCGCGGACGAGGCUGCUGCCGCCUUUGCAGAAGUGACAACAGUAACGGUAGCCAAUGUGGGUGCCUCUGCAGACAAUGUCUUUACCACAUCGGUGGCAAAUGCUGCAUCUAUAUCUGGACAUGUGCUGUCUGGCAGAACAGCUCUUCAAAUUGGGGACAGCUUGAAUACAGAAAAAGCCACUCUGAUAGUGGUUCACACAGAUGGCAGCAUUGUAGAAACCACAGGGCUGAAGGGGCCCUCUGCACCUCUCACACCAGGUUCUCAGUCUCCUCCCACUCCCUUAACACCUGGUCAAGAAAAAAAUGGCACAAAGUAUAACUGGGACCCAUCAGUGUAUGACAGUGAACUCCCUGUGCGAUGCCGGAAUAUCAGCGGAAUCCUGUAUAAAAACAGGCUUGGUUCAGGAGGCCGGGGCCGAUGUAUUAAGCAAGGGGAGAACUGGUACUGCCCCACUGAGUUUGAAGCCAUGGCAGGAAGAGCCAGCAGCAAAGAUUGGAAAAGAAGCAUCCGCUAUGCAGGGAGGCCACUGCAGUGCCUUAUUCAUGAUGGGAUUUUAAAUCCUCAUGCUGCCUCAUGCACUUGUGCUGCCUGCUGUGAUGACAUGACCUUGAGUGGCCCAGUACGAUUGUUUGUCCCUUAUAAAAGGCGAAAAAAAGAAAACGAGUUGCCUACAACUCCAGUGAAAAAGGACUCUCCCAAAAACAUCACCCUGCUUCCUGCUACCGCUGCUACCACUUUCACCGUGACUCCUUCAGGACAGAUCACUACUUCUGGUGCUCUGACCUUCGACCGUUCAUCAACUGUGGAGGCCACAGCUAUCAUCUCAGAAAGUCCAUCCCAGGGUGAUGUAUUCGCUGGUGCCACUGUUCAAGAUACUACUGUCCAGCAACCUUGCCGUGUCAGUCAUCCAGAACCUCACUAUCCAAGUUAUCAGGACAAUUGUCAGAUUUCACCUUUUCCAGAAGCUGCACUGCCAACUUCCCAUCCCAAAAUAGUGUUGACGUCCCUUCCUGCCCUGGCUGUGCCACCCACUACCCCCACCAAAGCCAUAUCCCCCUCAGUAGUGAAUGGACUAGAGAUGACAGAGCAACGGAGCUGGCUAUACCUGGAGGAGAUGGUCAACUCCUUACUGAACACAGCCCAGCAACUGAAGACCCUGAUUGAACAGGCUAAACAGGCCAGCUCCUCCUUCCGGGAGGCUGCUGUUACUCAAGCGAAAAUCCAAGCCGACGUGGAGAGGAAAGAGCAAUAUCAAAACCAAUUAUUUCAACAAACGGAAGAUGUCGAUGGUAAAACAGAAAUCAUCAUCAAGCAGUCCUGUGUAAACUGUGGUCGGGAGGCAAUGAAUGAGUGCACCGGAUGCCAUAAAGUCAAUUACUGCUCAACUUUCUGCCAGCGGAAGGCAGCCUGCCUGCAUGUUCCAGUGCUGAGCUGUGGUGGUUGUGACGUCACCAGCAGAGAGCAUGCUGGGGCAGUGUACCAAGCAGACCCUGCCAAUCAGAGAGAAGCCGCAGUGGAGGAUUGGAAGGAUCACCAGCACAUGUGCGGUCAGUCAGCCACAGUCACAGUGCAAGCGGAUGAGGUGCACGUCACAGACAGUGUCAUGGAGAAAGUCGCAGUCUGAAAAAUCUACUUCUCUAAGGUCCCAGAAAAGAACAGGGGAAGGUGCUUGGCUGGAUCAGCAAACUGGAUGGGAGCUCAUAUUGUUGGGUGUCUGGAAACUGAACUCUUCUCUUCGGUGAGCUCAUCUUAUGAAGACGCUUGAGCACUGUGACAUCAUUUGCAUUUUGGAGGCCUACACAAAAUCUUAGCAAAGGAGACACUAAAGAUAUGUGAUCUGGGAAAAAUAACUAGAGUUGCUGUUCAGGAGACCACCCUCACUUUAAGGAAUUUUGGACUGUAAAGUUAAGCUUGCAAGACUUUGAAACCCCUCCGUUGCAGAUUACAAUGUUAGAGCCAUUUCUCUUGAGGGUCAUCUACAGUGGUUGGAGUGAAAGUUACGAUGUGCCAGUGUUCCAUUUCACCCCAUGCUACCCUACCUCUCAUUUGAAAAAACAAAUCUUCCUUCAUUUGUUUAAUUUAAUUGUCUUUAAAAACGUACAUCAUAAACUAUAUUCUGUCAUUAGAAGCCCUUUUUCUGACUCAUUUUUUCCUUCAGGGCAAAGUUUUACAUA
This is a messenger RNA of Emys orbicularis (European pond turtle), 2407 nucleotides long. RefSeq names its product DEAF1 transcription factor (gene DEAF1). Gene Ontology annotation, biological process: regulation of transcription by RNA polymerase II. Lineage: Eukaryota; Metazoa; Chordata; Testudines; Emydidae. Bases 1 to 1857 code for a protein of 618 amino acids. The transcript has 14 exons. The record is from RefSeq and is a predicted model, not a curated record. Gene Ontology annotation, molecular function: DNA-binding transcription factor activity, RNA polymerase II-specific; DNA binding. Gene Ontology annotation, cellular component: nucleus.